This is a messenger RNA of Neltuma alba, 2094 nucleotides long. RefSeq names its product origin of replication complex subunit 4-like. Gene Ontology annotation, molecular function: ATP binding; DNA replication origin binding; ATP hydrolysis activity. The coding region runs from base 522 to 1781 and encodes 419 amino acids. The transcript is spliced from 16 exons. The record is from RefSeq and is a predicted model, not a curated record. Gene Ontology annotation, cellular component: nucleus; nuclear origin of replication recognition complex. Gene Ontology annotation, biological process: DNA replication initiation; DNA replication. Lineage: Eukaryota; Viridiplantae; Streptophyta; Magnoliopsida; Fabales; Fabaceae.
GAGACAUGGAAUGGAAGCUAAACCUCGAAGAUCGAAGUCCUGGUCAAGUUGCGGAUCCGUAUAGAACCUAUGCUGACCCGGAUCGACCCGACUCCCCUGAUGCAAGAACUACGGAGCUGCAAUUGAGGAAGGACAUGGGGAGCUACCCUGGUACUUCCCAUUCGCUAUUCGAUUGCAAAUAGUGUGUCUUUGAAUCUUUGAUCGCCGAAACGGUUGGAUAUUACUCGAUACUUCUGAGGCUCUGAGACUUGCACUCAACUGAGCAAGAAGAAGAGUCUCUCUCUCUCUGAUAUUUUGAUAUGUGGACCCACACCCUACCACCGCACAAUCCAGCCUUCUCUUUUGUUUGCUUCAUUCCGUCCUUUUGAAUUAUGUUUAUCUGCUAGCUAUUUAGUUAUUGUUUGAAUAUUUGGGUAGCGAUUAGCCACUGAACAGGGUUACUAGGGUAGUGAUUAGCUACUGAACUAGCCAGCCGAAACUUAAUUACCGGUAAUUCGCUCGCAUUUCGAGUAUCGGAACCGAUGGGGCGAGAAAGUCACAAAAUGAAGGCAUUAAGCCUUCUGAGAAGUAGAAUCUGUGACCCCAAAUUUGUAUUCAAGCCUCUCCACGAUUCUCCGGACAGCAACUACAGUAAACUGAAAUUCAUGAUAUCAAGUUCAAUUACUGAGGCAUGCAAUAAUUCUAUUCUGCUCCUUGGUCCCCGUGGCUCUGGGAAAUCUGCGGUUCUGGAGCUUGUUGUUGGAGAUUUAUUGGUGGAGUAUCCGGACAUGAUUUCAGUGAUCAAGUUGAGUGGGCUUUUACAUAGCGAUGACAACUGUGCAUUAAAGGAAGUAGCUAGGCAGUUAUGCAUGGAGCAUCAAUUGCAAUUCUCAAAAGCGGCAUCGUUUGACGACAACUCUCAAUUCAUGGUAGCAAUGCUAAAGGAGUGUGGAUUAGCACAUAAAACAAUUGUAUUUAUUCUGGAUGAGUUUGACCAGUUUGCCCAGGGUAAGCAGAGGUUGCUUUAUAGCUUGCUGGAUGCUAUGCAAUCAAUAACAUCACAGGCUGUUGUAAUUGGCAUUAGUUGUCGGCUGGAUGCAGAUCAGCUAUUGGAGAAAAGAGUACGAUCCCGUUUUUCACAUAGAAAGUUAUUGUUCCUUCCACCUUCUACAGAAGACUCAAAGAGAAUUUUGGAGCAAGUUCUGUCAUUACCAGUGGAUUCAAGUUUUCCACAUGAUUAUGCUGUUGAAUUUAAUAGAAAGGUUCAAGAUAUUUUGGAAGAUAGGAGGUUCAAAGAAACCUUCAAUAAAUAUUUGAAUUUGGACUCCUCAAUCAAACAUUUGCUGAGGUUUCUAUUUUGUGCUGUCUCAUGUAUGGAUGUGCAGACUGGCUUUUUGACAUACGAGAACUUUGAAACGGCGUUUUCAAGUAUUCUGAGGCAACCCAAACUGGAAUGUUUAAAAAAUUGCUCCAUAUUAGAACUUUACAUCCUGGUUUGCAUGAAGAGGUUGGAAGUUAAAGAACAGACCUUGUGCAACUUCAAUUCUAUUAUGAAAGAGUAUAAAAAUGUGCACGAUUCCUUCCAGACUUCUGAUUAUUAUGCACGAAAUGUCUGCUUAAGGGCAUUUGAACAUCUUAUCAACCGUGAACUGAUAUGUUUCACAGACAGCAGAGGAUAUGGUUCAUCGGUCGAGUUCCGCCCUGUAAAGCUUUUAAUCUCUUCUGCUGAACUACACCAAGGACUAAAAGCAUAUCAUUCAUGCCCCGCUAUCCUUCACAAGUUAAUGGAUCGUGAAGGCUAAGAUGCUCCAGGGAGAUAUUUUGCGUGUUCAGUCUGAUGAGCUCAGCCUGAAGAAGGUAAAUUGUCGAUUACGUUGGUACUAGAAUUUUUCAGUUGUAGCCGCAUUUUCUGCUGAAGAAGGUGCUCUUUCGUGAAAUUUACUUGCUAAAACAACUUUUUUUGUAUCUGUAACUGAUAUAUGGCAAAAUUUUGAUUCAUAUAUCCGUAUGUUUUAAAUUAGACAACUCCAAAGUGGUUGAAGAUGUGUGUUUAACUUGCUGGUUGGCAUUUAGAGGAAUUUAUAGCCAAGUUAUGGAUGUGUGCCUUCAAAAUUA